CAAUGUUGGCGAUAGUGUUUAUGUACGGCAGGAAGUAAGAAAUGAUUCGUCUGCGCUAGGUAGAGCGAAAUUAAACAAGAUUCGGCCAUUUUCAUGUGGUUAGUUGUCCACGUUUGAUAGUUGUACGGUUGUUUAUUAUUUUUUAGUUAAAAUGAAGGCUAAAGGAGAAUUGAAGGAAUAUGAAGUGAUUGGUCGCAAGUUGCCUACUGAGAAAGAAAAGACCACACCACUUUAUAAAAUGCGAAUUUUCGCCCCAGAUAGAAUUGUUGCUAAGUCUCGCUUUUGGUAUUUCUUAAGGCAAUUAAAAAAAUUCAAGAAGACUACUGGGGAAAUUGUAUCAAUCAAGCCGAUACAUGAGAAGACACCUAUUAAGAUAAAGAAUUUCGGCAUUUGGCUGCGAUAUGACUCCAGAUCUGGAACACACAAUAUGUACAGGGAAUACAGAGACUUAACUGUCGGAGGUGCCGUCACUCAGUGCUAUCGUGACAUGGGUGCACGCCACAGGGCUCGUGCUCACUCUAUUCAAGUAAUCAAAGUGGAAGAAGUGAAAGCUGCUAAUUGUAGACGCCCUCAAGUUACACAAUUCCACGAUGCGAAAAUCAGGUUCCCAUUGCCCAAACGUGUACAACAACGCAAUCUAAUGCCUAAGUUCUCAGUGCGCAAACCACGUACAUUCUUCUUGUAAGAUCACAUGUAUGUUAUAUUAUAAUAAAGAGGAAAUCUAAUACUCGCA
Ctenocephalides felis (cat flea) is the source of this 733-nucleotide messenger RNA. It is a transcript of the gene RpL18A, whose product is annotated as 60S ribosomal protein L18a. Bases 152 to 685 code for a protein of 177 amino acids. The transcript has 2 exons. The record is from RefSeq and is a predicted model, not a curated record. Lineage: Eukaryota; Metazoa; Arthropoda; Insecta; Siphonaptera; Pulicidae. Gene Ontology annotation, cellular component: cytosolic large ribosomal subunit; ribosome. Gene Ontology annotation, molecular function: structural constituent of ribosome. Gene Ontology annotation, biological process: translation.